This is a messenger RNA of Drosophila serrata, 303 nucleotides long. RefSeq lists its product as uncharacterized. Lineage: Eukaryota; Metazoa; Arthropoda; Insecta; Diptera; Drosophilidae. The record is from RefSeq and is a predicted model, not a curated record.
GGAAAGCAGUUUCAGCUCCAAAAAUCAAGGAAAUAUGGCCGAUGUAAACAUCAAUGUCCAGUGCGAGUGCUAUCAUCGUCGUGGAUUGCUCUACGCAGCUCGUCCUUGGGCCUGGGGACGUCCUUGUCGCCGCUGCCGAAGGAUGAUGUCCAGGACCAUGAUGGUGGUGCCAGCCCAGGUGGCACAGCCAGCCUUAAGAGCCACCACCACAACCACAAUGGUGCCCAUUGCUGUUACCACUUACUAAGAAUAAGGAGAUCGAAGGAGAAUUUCCAGUACUUAAACUUGAGAGGGGAGAAUAUU